CACAGCAAUGUGGAUUUACCUUAUUUGCAUUACUCAGCAACACUGGUGCCCUGUGCUCCAUAGGAAGCGAAAGUGAAAAUCCAAUUGUUCUUUAAAGAAGGGAGAAGCUUGUUGUGCCUUUUUUUCUGUGGGAUGCAAGUGGCUUCUGCAUCUCCUGUGCAGGGCUCUGGAAGAGGAGCUGAAUGAACAGGGAGCUGGAGAGGCUGCUCCGGGUGCGUGGAGUAGGGAAGAGAAGAGGUGCAAGGGCUUCCUUUGGACACAAACAACUUUUGAGGAAGAUGACUGAGGGAGGAGCCUGGUGAGCCUGCCCUGGGAUCAUGGAGGUUCUCGGAGAGCAUCCAACACUGUCAGAGCUGAGCACCCAGGACAGACUGAUGGACUCUCCCUGUUUCAUGUGGUUCAGUUUCCUGAUUCUGAUUGUUGCCGCUCCCUGUCCAAAUAUUGCUAUGCCCAGUGAUGACCCUGCUAAGGGGACACCGGACUAUUCCUUUGACAAAACAUAUGUGGCAGUCUACCACUGUGAAGACUGGGAGAGCAAUGUAUGCCAAUCAUCCAAUUAUGAAAACUGUGUAAAAAUUGGUGAAACACAGAAUGAGAAAUUUUCAAAUGAAGUAAUUCAGUUGGUGACCAGUGAAACACACAUAAUUAUGUGCUUUCAGCAAGAAAAUAGUAUUCCUGAAGGAAUUUAUGCCAUCGUCUGGGAGAAAGCCACGGGAGUAGGAGACUCAUGUGGCAUUCUGAAUUCUGGAGUUUCCUCAGAAAAUUGGAAGGGUAACAUCAUUAUAGAGAAGAUUAAAACUUGCUGUGAAGCAGAGACAAACCUCUCAGUGCCCAACCUUCCACUGAAGUGCUACACUGAAGUGUCGGAUGAUAAAACUGAAAAAUCAACAGGUGACAUCACUGAAGGAAAUCUAGGUGAUCCUCAAUUUUCAAUCAGCAAAAAGAGCAACAUUGUCAUCAUCACCACUAUAUUGAUUCUUGGGCUUUGUGGAGUAACACUGACGAUGUAUUGCAUUCGGCGGAACCGAAAUGGUCAAGGACAUUACUGUGGGUGCCUUUGAGGAAGUGCCAAGUGCUCCAGCUUUACACAAUCAAGCUGAAUACUGUGCUUCUGGAGAUUUCCAGUGAUGUAUACAUUAUUUUCCUAUUUCUAAAAUAAUACUGUCUUAAAAUUGAAGGCCAGGGCUGUUUUUUGGUAUGGUCUUUUAAUGAGAAAAACAAAUAUGUCUAUGUGUAUGUGUGGAAAAAUCUAUGUGCGUGUGUAUAUAUGGUGUUCAAAUCAAUGGCUGACACGGGGUAGUUCUGCUAUAAACUCAGGUUUUGAGUUCUUUGGAAAAGGGACAAAGUGAUAUUUGAGAACUCACAUUGUAUUAACUUGAGGCAUUCAGGUUUCAUGAUGUGCAGAUUUAAUUUCUACUCUUUAACACCAGUUGGGGCCAGAGAGCUGGACAUGUUUUGAGGAGAAAGUUUAUAUGGACACCUCUACCCAGUGAAAGUUGCUUAACUAAAUUAUUCACAAGUCAUAGACCAAUCUUUAUGACUCACUCAAGCACACUUUCAUUUACAUCUCUUCUUUCUACAUACGAUUAUGCAGAUUGUGAUAUUCAGAGGCAUCACUACCACCUAUUUCACUUUGUGUCUCCUGAGUUGUGUUGUGCUGGUAGACACCAAUCAUCCCAGAUAUCACAGAAAAAUGUUAUAAAUAGCUUUAAAGAUCUGCAGUGUUUGUUCCAAGCAACUGAAUUGUGUUAUUUUGCAACAUAAUAAAAAAAUGACUAAAGAUACUAAGCAGUCUGACUCACCAGAUGCCAUCAUUUGGUUGUAAUUUCAUUUUAAUGUUUUUUUUUUUUGUUUCAUUUUGUGUUGUUAUACUCAUCACAAUAAAACGUCAGCCUAA
This is a messenger RNA of Tyto alba (common barn owl), 1897 nucleotides long. RefSeq lists its product as uncharacterized. The coding region runs from base 318 to 1061 and encodes 247 amino acids. Lineage: Eukaryota; Metazoa; Chordata; Aves; Strigiformes; Tytonidae. The transcript has 6 exons. The record is from RefSeq and is a predicted model, not a curated record.